AUGAAUAAGAUUGAUUCUUCACGAAGAUCAACGGCUCUAAAAAGCAGAGGAAGAUCAUUCUAUUGGAUAGACAUGGUUUUCUUUGGAGAAGUCGAUAAAGUUUCGGAAAAGUAUAUACCACUGGGUUUUGCUAGGUCAAACGGUCCGGACAACACGAGAGGUAAAGAGAUCAUAACUCUUCUUAACGAGGAAGGAAGAUCAUGGAACUUGAAUAUGACAUACAACAAAGUAGGCAUGCAGGUUUUUGUCCGACCUGGUUGGAGAAGCUUCUGUGCUGAGAAUGGGAUGAAAAAAGAACAUGAGUUAAAACUAGCUAAAGAAUCUUCAUUACAUCAUUCUUAUUAUGUGGGAUCUGUCUCUUCUGAUAGCCUAAGAGCUGAUAAACUGUAUCUUCAGAAGCAGUUUGUGACUGCAAAUGGUCUGGAGAAAGGACUCAGUGAGAUAACUUUAAAGAAUGAGCGGGGAGGAAGCUGGAUUUUAGGUUGGAAACACUAUGAAUCACCCAACCGUACUUAUCUCGGACCAGGCUGGAAAACUUUCUGCCAAGUAAACGGGAUCAAAGCUGGUGAUUCCUUUAUGUUGAAGCUGGUUGAAGCAGGGGACAAGCCUGUUCUCUUGUUAUGCAGUUCCAACGGUGGGACAACACCAUUAGAGUGUUCAGAAGAUGUAAACUCCCUCUCCUCAGAUACUAGCAGCGAAGAUGAACAAUCCCAAGAAAGUGAUAACGUGAGUAUUGAAGACAAGGACAGCUCACAAGAGUGCUGUGUGAUGGAGAGAGAGAAGAGUAGCUUGAGAUGCAUAUGUUCAUCUCCAUAUAGUAAACACCGUUUUGUGAAAUUAACUCUUACACAGAACGCUCAUAAAACCUCUGUACUGUACCUGCCGUUGGCUUUCACACGGAUGAAUUGCAUCAACAAGCCAAGAAAGAUAAUGCUGUUAGGUAAAGAUGGAGUGAAGAAACAGGAGGUGGAUCUUUUGAAGAACAAAUCAACUGGAGCAAUGCGACUUGGAAAAGGAUGGAGAGAGUUCUGUGAGGAUCAUGGCGUAAAAGUACGAGAGUCCUUUCUGUUGGAACUCAUUAGGGAUGAAGAAGCAACUCCAGUGCUUAAGUUCUGCACCAAACUUUGA
Eruca vesicaria subsp. sativa (arugula) is the source of this 1128-nucleotide messenger RNA. Lineage: Eukaryota; Viridiplantae; Streptophyta; Magnoliopsida; Brassicales; Brassicaceae. The record is from the annotation of a GenBank genome assembly.